Molecule: messenger RNA, 1674 nt
Organism: Clonostachys solani
Lineage: Eukaryota; Fungi; Ascomycota; Sordariomycetes; Hypocreales; Bionectriaceae
Source: the annotation of a GenBank genome assembly
AUGCCAAUAUCUCGUACGAAAGCCUGCUUCCUCUGCAGAGAGGCCAAAGCCCGGUGCGACAGGGCGAUCCCUGAGUGUUCCCGCUGCGCGGAGCGGAAGCUCAGAUGCGUGUACGACGGAAGGAACGGCUUCCGGGGCGCAGGCUCGUCUUAUCCUUACCCCUCACGUGUAGCCUUACAGUCUCUGAUGCCCCAGGAGACGACGGACCCUCUGGCGCUUCCCAGAGAUCAACGGCAACAAGAUGACUCGCUUGCACGGUUGCUUUCGUCUUCCGCCAAGACGCAGCAGCCUCUGCGAGUAGCUGAGCUAGCACAUGACGACGCUUGGACUGCCGAUGGUCUGCUGGCAAGAGAUCCCAGCGUGGAUCCCCUCCUGGAGCUUGACUUCGCUGGGGAUUCCUUUGCGUUAGGAAACAUCCAGUCACACAUCUUCGCUGAAAAGGAGACGAUAAGCCCCGGCCUGAUGGAGCCCUGGGGAGUAUCGGCAGAUAUGCCAGAGGACAGUAACGUGUAUUCCCAUGGGACAUGGACCGUGCAGGAGCUCAUGAAGAGCUCGAGUGCCACCGCUCAAAAAGAUCUUGCCGCUCUCACUUCAACUAUAACCACCACCACGACGGCCGCUGCUGACAAGAACGGCUCGUCAUGUCGCCCUCUUCUGAUGAAACCCCUGUUCCGAUCGUGUACGAUGAACUCGAUCCUACUGGGCCAAGUCACCAGCUACCCAAAGAUGAUGAUUGAGGGGGAUCAACUGCCCCCCUUCAUCCAUGCACCGUGUCACAUUGACAACGACCUGGCCCCUGGCUGCGGAGAGAGGAGCCGUCACCAGUGCUUGCCUCAAGAACUAGCCAUCUGUGCGAGUCUGGUGCAGAUGUUUUACGAGCGUACCAAGGCCAAUACGGAUUUCGUCUGGACUUUGAUCUAUGAGGAGCAAGCCAGGCUUCAACGGGAGUACCUUAAGUUCUCCUCAACGCAGCAACUGGCUGCCAUACAAUCAGCCAUGGUACUCUUUCUUCUGCAGGCAUCAGAUCCAAGCACCGUUGAGACUCAUAAUUCAGAGGAUCUGCUCAACACCGUUGUGAUGCGUAAACUAAUCAUAUCAUUGCCCCUUUUGGUGCGAAGUGCUUCGUUGAACAUAUGGCGCGAACGAACGAAUGGGCAACUGACGCACGAGACGCCGUCUCAAAUCGGCGCGAAUGGGUGUUUAGGGAGAGCAUACGGAGGUGCGUACUGUGUGCUGGCAUCUGCAGUCACACAGAUGGCGACUUUCGUCGAUGUGGCUCUAGUUCUUGCAGUCAUGCACAUUGUUGCGAGGCUGCUCGAUGGUUUUGUACGCGGUGGCUGCACACCCGCUCCUGGGAGCAGCUUCCGAUCGAUACCGCUCCCGUCAAGCCGCGACUUGUGGGAGGCUCGCACGAGUAGGGUGUGGACGAGGGACUACAAGAAGAACAUCGCAGCGAGGACCUCGGACAAGGUGCUCACGGUAGGAGAUGUUUUGGAGUCUGGCGGCGUGAGCAGAUCAUGUAGCGGCAAAGGCCCGACGACUCCUGAGCUACUGCCGGAGGUGAUGAGACGGGCUGGGGGCCUGGACACGCUGGGGAUGCUCGUAUGGAUGGUGAUACCGUUUGAAGAUACUAGAGAAGUACAUGAGCAUGAUGCGGUGAUAUGCUGGUCCUAG